Molecule: messenger RNA, 6612 nt
Organism: Numida meleagris (helmeted guineafowl)
Lineage: Eukaryota; Metazoa; Chordata; Aves; Galliformes; Numididae
Gene: ZNF821
Product: zinc finger protein 821
Exons: 8
Coding region: 5119-6357 (412 amino acids)
Biological process (GO): regulation of transcription by RNA polymerase II
Cellular component (GO): nucleus
Molecular function (GO): RNA polymerase II cis-regulatory region sequence-specific DNA binding; DNA-binding transcription factor activity, RNA polymerase II-specific
Source: RefSeq, a predicted model, not a curated record
GAGCUCCGGCACGCUGACAGCGCCGCGCUGGGCGGCCGUACUAGCGGGCCCCGGCGGCGCCUCCGUGAGGGAGAGUGGGGCCGGGCCGAGGAGAGCUCUCGAGAGAAGCGCCAGUGACAUCGCCCCCGGUGGAGCGCUGCCACUGGAACGGCCCCGGCAGCCGCAGACCCCUCCGUCCCGGGGCGGCGCGGCCGUGCCCCGCUGUCCGCCGUGCGGGGCUCCCCGGGGUCUUCACGUUCGCGAAUGGACGCGGGCUGAGAGUCCCCGCUGCGAAGCGGGAACGGGGCCCGACGGGCUCGGACAGCCGCCGCCCGAGGCGCGGGGAGCGGAGCGCGGCUCUCCCGGCCGGCACCUGCUGCACGUCCAUGGCACGCAGGUGAGCCCUCUGCUGAGGGAUCGAACACUCUGUGCUCCCAGGUCAGGGAAACAUGUCCCGUCGGAAACAGACCACUCCUAACAAAGUUCACUCCUGCUGUGUAUCUGGAGGGCCCAGAAAUGCCAUGCAGUGCACUGGUGAAUGACGAGGAAAAUCGGAGAGAGCAUCAUCUCCAAGAUCUGGGUGAGCCAGCAGAAUGAGGAAUCAGGCUGAGACAUAGCAGGCACGUUACUGAAACUUCUUGGGACUGAAAUUGUUGGGAGGAGAGGAAUAAAAGGGACAGCAGGUAUGCACCUUUUUAUGCAGUUGUCUGCAAUUCGGAUCAGAUUUGGCAGGCUUUGGGGCUUGGGAAGCGCUUUGUGGAUUCGUGUAAAUGCCACUGUGAAUAUGUAACAGGACAAAUUUAUGAGAGGAUGAUGCCUACUUCUUCUUUGCUUGCUGCUGUAUGUUAUCUUCCAUCUCAGAUUAACUUGUGCAGGCAACAGCUGCAUUCUCCUGUCCCUGCCUUGUUCAGUGCCGCCUCUUUCCAGAGUUACUUUCCAGGCUCAGCAUGGCGCGCGUUUAACCUUGCUCUCAUAACAGCAGUUGCUAUCUCCACUUAGCACAGAAGUACUUUGGCAUGCAGAGUUGUGUGGUUACAAGUCAAACCACUUUAAACAGAAUUUGAUGCGCAAGGAAACUCAUAAUACUACAGAAACAAUGGUAAAAAAUACUGUUAUCCUAAACUUGUCAUUGUGUGUGAUUGCCAGUCCACCUAUAGUUUUCAUCGUAGUCAUCACCAUUUGUCAGGGGUGCAGCACGUAAUUGGCUUUUAAUGAUUGAAUUUUGUGUUGCCACAUGCUGCAUAAAAAUGCUUUCAUCUGACAAUGUGGUAAGAAAUAAAAUUGUAAUACUGAAAUAUACUUAUUGCAUUGCCCAUUCCUCACUGAGUUGAAAAAUGCCACACAGUUACAGUGUUCCUGUGGAAGUAUCUUCAUUCAUUUGGUCUUUAUUUUCUUCCAGACUCUAAGGUAUAAAAGUAUCUUCUCUCUAAGCAGUUAAUCUUCUGAUCUUGCUUCAAGCCUGUCCUUUGCUGCAAUGUCACUCAUCAACUAUAGGUUAUUCCACUGUUCUUGAGCUUGCCAAGAAUUCUGCUGCAGGUAUUAGAAUGUGCUUUUGUUUCCUCUCCCUGCUGUCCCGUGAGCGGCUUUUCUUUCUAUGGCUUCCACCCUUUGCAAGUGAUGCUUAUUUUAGAGCUCUUGAGAAAAGUAUUUCUUAAAUUAAUAACCACUUCCUAGCUCUAUUCUGCAUUGUCCCAAUAUGCCAUUAAUCCUCUGUUUCCCUCCUUCUCCCUCUGAUACAUAUACAUACAUGUAUACACACACACUUUCUCUCUCUUUCUCUGUGCUCUUCGGCAUUUCUUGGAUUCUGCUGCCUAUAAUACUCCUGAUUUGAGAAGAAAGUAUCUUUCAAGAAAUAGCACCCUGCAUUCAGACUGAGCAAAAAUUGUUAUUUGCAUCAAAAUCCUUGGUUCUAAAAGGGCUCUGUGGGCUGCGGUUAUUAACACUUUCAAUUGUUGUUUUUCAUUUCAGUAACCGCUACAGCAGUAUGGACAACCCAGAAUAGCGAUGGGGCAGGUGGAUUAGAUCCACAGUGUUGGACAGACUUGCAAAUUUCAGGUCCAGGAAAGGAACACAGAGAAGACCUACAUGAACAGGGACCUUAAAUUGGUGUACAAGGAGGGAGUUAAGUGGCUCAUCUCUGAGAGGCUUUUCUGUUUAGGAAGGAAGACAGGGGAAUGAUGCAGUUUAUUUUGAUUUUUGUUUUUUGGAUUUUGGAGUGAGGUUGUUUGUUUGUGUGUUUAUUUUCCAGAACACCUGAGAGUUAUCCUGCAUUCAUACAGUUCAAGAAGGGAAGGGCUCAGGAAAAUAAUCAUUUCUGGCUGCCAAGCUGUUACACCAUCAGAUCCUAGCAGUCAUAACUGCCCCUGUUGCACAGUACCACAGGGCUGGCCCCUACCUCCACAGCUGCUCUCCUGGCAUCCCACUCAUUUACAAGAUUGUGGAGAGGAGAACUGGAAAGCAAAACAGAGGCAGUUGUAUGACUCUCACUGUUCUACAUCUCUAGCUCCUCGUGAAACAAAUACAGCGACUUGUUUUGGUGCUAUGGUCAGCCUACAGCCCUUUCUGUGUUUAAUAAAGAAACUUCUGGAGAAGAGUCUGUGAAUUCAAUAUUGGGCAUAAUGUCUUUUACUGAUAGUGGUGAUCCUAAAGCUGUUGACUGUCUUACUCCCUUUCCACACAAAUGCAAAUGUAUUCGAAAUGGGGUGGAGGUGGGGGUGUGUUUGUAUGAGCACGUGUGUGUAGGCAAUGAAAACAUAACCCUGAACCUAUCAAACAUUAAAGUUCCAAAGCUUCACUGAUGUAGGACUUAGUCUAUCAGUUGAUAAACUGAGCACUCUUCUCCAAGUUCUUUCAGAGACACUAUUAGUAGAAUAAGAAAUUAUGUAUAAGCUUAACAUAGAGUUUUAAAAAGUUAGUUUUUCCCAGUUCUAUGAUGCCUUUUAGAUACAAGCUGGUGGUUUGGUUAACAGUUUGCAUAUCUGGCUGUAAGCUGAUGGGUGGUUCUCCACACUGCACUGAAUCAGUGCUAACUUGGUUUUGUGUAUGUUAUACUGAAAGGCCUCUGGCAGGCAUGAUUGCUCUGCUGGUUGUUGGGAUUGGUGUUAGAAGUAGAGUCACGCAGUCGUAGAAUGGCUUGGGUUGGAAGGGACCUAAGGGAUCCUAGCAAGUUCCAAGCCCCUGCCGCAGGCAGGGCUGCCAGCUGCUAGAGCAAGCACUAGGUCAGGUUGGCCAGGGCCCCAUCCAACCUGGUCUUGAACACCUCUAGGGACAGGUCAUCCACAGCCUCUCUGGACAACUUCAGAAACUUCUGAAGGGCUUUGAAAUCUUCCAUAAAUUAUUGCUUUUUAAAGCAAUGUUGGAAAUUUUGAGGUAAGCACCAGAAAGGCAGUAUGUAUAUAAAUAUGGGGCAAAGCUGGCUGAAGCAGUUCAGCGUGUGAAAUGCACCUGUCCCUGUAACAGGACUGGUGCUCUCUCAGCAGGUCACGAGUGCAGUUCCCUGUACUGAUGUUGUGACCCUGUAUCAGAAGGGGCAAUAUUGUUUUGAAAGCUGCACUUUGACCUUCUUUGCAUUGCAUCUUAAAUAGUAUUUCUGCAUUUCCGCUUUGAGUAGUUCCUGUGAACUUAGAAAUAAAUUGAUCACUUUAAUCCAAAAGCUGUAGCCAUUUGGGAACUAGCACCUUGCCCCAAGUGCUCAUAGCUCAUUCACUACUAAAAGCAAAUUAUAACUACCUGUAGAACAAAGUCAUUUGUUUGUUUUAAUGUGAAAAUUAGUGGUUGACUUCUAUGGUUAUUCCCUGGAACUAGAAGCUUAGCAGAGAUUGCUGUAGGAAUUUUUCUUUCGGAGAAGCUCAGAUAAUUGCUUUCCUUCAAUAUGUUUUCUGUUGCCUGUUCUCAUGUUGAGUCGAGAUACAAAUGAUCAUUGUCUUUCAACAAAGCAGAAUGUAAGCAAUCCUAAAUGAGCAUCCCCACAUUCUGGGUUCACUUCCUCAUGUGUGCCUCUCAUGCAGUAGAAGUGUAAAUUAUGAAAAAAAUAAUAGCAAUAAAUGUGUAUCUACAAAUCGUCAAGUGUGUCUAGUGAACACAGUUUGUCGGUAGAGUGAAUGAGAGAAAGAAACCAGUGCAUAGUGCAAAGAGGAGUGAGGGUGAAAAGUGAAAGAGAGUUCGCUUUCCUUGCAGAGGAACCCAGUGGACACAGAGAAGAAGUGGGCACUGUAUGGUGGCAACUAGGCCACCAGUAUGGGCCAGUGGACAUAGUAAAGUGCAUUCAGCUAACAAAGCCCCCCACCAGUUUGCUUCCUGCAAAUACCUAGAAAUAACAUGGGAUGGCUAGCAUUUUAUUUGGCUAAUUACUAGCUACCUGUGAAAGAAACUUUCUAAUAACUAAAUUCACAAACAAAUGUUACAUGGUAAUUGAGAUAAGGUUGAGAGUAUUUUGGUAUAAAUGACAAAGAAACAUGGCAAAUAUUAUACACAGAUAUUGUCAGCUGAGAAAAGUUAGAGUUUGGCUUAGAAGUUAUUAAGGCAAGGAUACAGGCUUAGUGUGCCACGUAGUUACACUGCAAGAGAUUACAAAGAGAAAAAACAGACUGUAUUUAGAAUGUAAUUUAACCUAAUUUGGGGAUCAUGCAGGCUGUGCUUUCCCAGACCCUAAUGUGAUCAGAUGACUCUUAUAAUUCGUAUGAAUAUCCUGUCACAGUACCAUCAUUCUGCUUGUAAUAGCAGGGAAUAGGACUAAAUGGUUUAGAAGAGCCAUAUAGCACCACACCUGAUUUGGGAUACUGUCAUCACCCCCGCGUGGCUUUCCCCCGCCUACAGCUGUGCUGUCACUGUUGGCAGAUAGGUUGUCUGGUAAAAGUGGAAGUCAUGUGGGCACAUGUGGCAGAUGUGGAGCCUUGCAAGUCUUUCACACGCGACUGGAGUGGUGUACAAAGGGUGUGUGGAGAGCAGCCCCACACCAGGCACAUCCACUAGCGAGAUGCGGGAACUAGACUUGCGUGAGCAGGUACAGGAGGCUGGAGUUACAGGGCAGGGAAGCACAGAGAUUAUUUAAAUGCUGAGAGGUGACUUCAGAGGGUCUGCACAUUGCAGGUGAGCAACCCCACACCUGUUGCGUUUCUGGCAAGCUUUUGUGGUGAAAUAAUGGAACAGCGCCAGUCUGACUUUUUGUCCUUGUGGCUGCCAGGGGAGCAAGUCUUUGCAGGGCUGGAGGAGCAAGCCCGCCAAGCCAUGAUGAAAAACAGCUUUCCUGGAGCUCUUGGGGACCAAAGGCCAGCAAUUCACCCACUGCAAGACCGCGAUUUCAGCAGCAGUGGCAGUGAUGAUGAGGAAACUACCCAUGAUGAAGUUUCUUCCCAUACUUCAGAGGAGGAUGGCUCAAUGCUAAAGGUGAAGAAAGAAUUGGAGAAUGCAGAACAACCUGCAGCUGGAACCCUGCUGAUGAGAGAAAAUGAGGUUCCUGAGAGCUUGAAUGCUGACUCUGUGCUGGGACUGUCAAAGUGUCCCCUCUGCCAGCUGGAGUAUGAAAGCAGAGAGCAGCUCAUUGCUCAUGUAUACCAGCACACUGCAGCUGUGGUGAGCGCCAAGAGCUAUAUGUGUCCUGUAUGUGGAAGAGCCCUCAGCUCACCAGGCUCCCUUGGGCGACACCUCCUGAUCCACUCAGAGGACCAGCUGUCAAACUGUGCAGUGUGUGGAGCACGCUUCACCAGCCACGCCACAUUCAACAGUGAGAAGCUGACGGAGGUGCUCAGUGCAGAUCGCCUGCCUGUGCCACAGAGCGAGGGCCCCUCCAGUGUCAAAGGGAAGGACAUUACCUUUCACAGCCCUGUGUAUCCUGCAGGCAUCCUCCUAGUGUGCAACAACUGUGCUGCUUAUCGUAAGCUGCUGGAGGCACAGACACCUGGCAUGCGAAAGUGGGCGCUUCGUCGGCAGAACGAGCCCUUGGAAGUGCGCCUGCAGCGUUUGGAGCGGGAGCGCACCGCCAAGAAGAGCCGGCGGGACAAUGAGACUCCCGAGGAGCGGGAGGUGAGACGGAUGCGGGAUCGAGAGGCCAAGCGCCUGCAGCGCAUGCAGGAGACAGAUGAGCAGCGGGCACGACGGCUGCAGCGAGACCGAGAAGCCAUGCGACUGAAACGCGCCAACGAGACUCCAGAGAAGCGACAGGCCCGGCUCAUCCGGGAGCGUGAGGCCAAGAGGUUGAAGCGGCGCCUGGAGAAAAUGGACAUGAUGCUGCGGGCACAGUUUGGCCAGGACCCCUCCGCAGUGGCAGCUUUGGCAGCUGAAAUGAACUUCUUCCAGCUGCCAGUGGGCAAUGUGGAGCUGGAGAGCCAACUGCUGGGCAAAAUGACCUUUGAGGAGCAGAGCAACAGUACGCUGCAUUGAGCUGCAGCCAAAGACUACCAUCUCUGCUGCGUCUGUCACAGGCAAACUAAACAGUUUUCUGUGCUCAGGGGGCUGCUGUGGCUCCCUGGGUGACGCUCCUGCAUAGUUAGUUCUGGCUUCCUCCUGAAACAGGAGGAGAAUGGAGCUGAGAGAUGUCUGCCAAAGUAGCCUUGGUGGAAGCAGAUUCUGGGGCUAUAGUCUGGGGGCCAGCCACAGCCUUGGACAGCGGGAAAAUAAAUUAAUGUUUCAUGUUUA